Betta splendens (Siamese fighting fish) is the source of this 3993-nucleotide messenger RNA. RefSeq lists its product as uncharacterized. The record is from RefSeq and is a predicted model, not a curated record. Bases 590 to 3892 code for a protein of 1100 amino acids. The transcript is spliced from 9 exons. NCBI's taxonomy places the organism in Eukaryota, Metazoa, Chordata, Actinopteri, Anabantiformes, Osphronemidae.
GUGACGCACAUCUGGCCGCUAGUGCGCUGUGGCGCAGUUUCAACACUUACCGGACGUGACGUUGCUCAUUCGCCUUCAGCGUUGUGAGCCGAUAGAUUGAUGUGAGUGGACAUCGGUAACCGGUGACGGGACAAAGGAGCAACCUAGUUAACUAGUUCUGCGGAGACGCCUCCCUCACAUCCUUCCACGGAAGCCAUGGACAUGAACGUAGAGGAAGAGCUGCAGACGGGCAUGCUCAGCAUUUCUCCUCCCAGACGGUCUUUAAACAGGAUCCUUGCUGCUGCUGCACCUCCAACCUCAGGACGACCAACUGUUCCAAGUAAAGAAGGUUUUAAAUAUGCUCAUCAGCUGUGGAGUAAUGAACUGCUCUCCCAGCUCAGGGACAAUGAACUCUCCCAAACCCUAGCAUGCCCCUUUUGUUCACGUUGACCACGUUCUGGUCUUGUUUGUUUGCUGCUGUUCUGCUUUCUCGUUCCAGUGAUUUUGAAAUAAUGAGGUGUCAUCACCAUCUGCAUCAGCUGUUCAUGAGGGUUCAGAAGUAGAGGUCAGACCUCCUGUACAGACACCGGUACCACUUCCACAACAGUUGAUGUUCCUUGUUCCAGAAGCAACAGGUUCCCUGCCAGCAGAAUCGGCUUCUACAGAACCAGGCCAACCAUCACCAUCUGCCUCCAGCUGUCCUACUCCUCAGCUUCCUGGCUAUGACCAUGAUACAACUCAGUGGAGCUGUUCACACUUUCAGAGGGUCUGGAUGAAGACGGAGCUGGAAUCGCUGGGCCUCUGGCCAGGUUCACUUCUUGCGAGCAACCCUAUGAAGAUGGUGUCACUGUGGCGUUUCCCACCCCAGCCAGAACUAAUCGACACCAUCUCUGAUUUUCCAUCUCCAAAGUACUUUCAGCUUCACCCGUUUUUCAUAUGGAAGCCAGAGAACGCCAUCAUGGCAAGGCUGAGAAACAACUAUGCUCUGCCUUGUGUUAAAGGUUGUCUUCAGCCUCAGGUUACCUCUGCAGGUGUUGGCAGACCUCGUGUGAUUGUGGGACUCACUGGACAGUACUACUUGUUUUCAUCCAGGCUGUGUUGCAAAGUCUGUGGGAGAAAAUGGUUCGCUGACAAUCCACAAUGGCUGCAAAAGCUUCCAAAGAGGUUUUCAAACAUGUUGCCAGCAACGCUGACCUACAAGAAGGCCAUUUGUAAAUCCGUAAUAGACGAACUAAGACGCACUGGGAACUCCCCCACAGAAAUGGCAAAUCAGAUCAUGGAGAUGAUGCAUCUGAAGUAUGAACGUGCCAACCUGGCUUACCUACUCAGCUGUCAGAAUAUUAUGGAUGGUGAGUCAGGAAGGUAUGGGCAACAAACCAUCACACAGUUCAUACCACAGGAAGGACAACCAAUGCCUUUCGGCGAUUAUGGGGAUUCAGAAGGCUGGAAUGGGAUUUCUGUGUCUGCACACUACCUGACUGACUGUCUACUGAACGAGUACCAGCACCAGGAAGGAGCCAUCAAUAAACUGCUGCAGGGCACCUUUGGACAGACUUUCCGCUCAGUCCACAACCGCAAGGUUGCACGCAAGGUCACGUUUUCAUCUGGUGCCAUGUCAUCAUAUGCAGUGAUGAAUGAACACUGGAUGAUCAUUUCAUGGGUGAUGGUACAGUCUGAGACAGAGAAGUCACUGAGGCCCAUGUACGAAGGACUGUCUAACCGGUACGACAGUGCAGUCAUGGAGAAGGCCCAGUACCACUGGGUAAACCGAGAUUGCUGUGCAGCAUUUACAGUGGCAGAAUGUGUUCCAGGAGAGCACCUAGAGUGGGAAGCUUGGCAGACAUCUGCUGUGAUAACUGCUGAAGCCACUUCUGGGAACUUCCUGAAUGUGUGUGCAUCAAGAGACCACUACAACAUGGACAUAACCAUCAAGCUGGACCUGUUCAGCUGCAUGCGCCGGUUCCUUCGUGAGUGCGUCUCUGAGCAUCAUCCCCUGUAUGGUUCCUUUGCCCAGUUCCUGUCUGCAGCCUUCUCCGUGGUGGAUCAGGAAGACCUGCAGAGGCUGAAAGAUGCCUACACAUUUUGUGGCAUUCAACCUGCUAAUCCCACUAAACAGCACAUCCAUGAGCACUGUAGGACCAAGAUUCCAGGGCCGGAUGAGGUAAUUCAGAGAGUGGAGGCAGUUUUGAAACACUUCCACCUCGCUGAAGAUCCAAAUGGGACUCGUCUAUUUAAGGCCUCUAUGUUAAAGGCGUGGCGGAUUCAGCGAGUGCACAUCUUGCGUGGUUGUCUGAGUGACCCAGAGGUGGAAGGUGGAAUCCUGUACAGACAUGGAGGAACAGUGCAGUUGAACAAUGUGAAAGGCGAAGGUGCCAAAGUUCCGGUUUGGAUCCCCAUCAGAGGCACAUCUCAGCAGGAGGGUUACCACUUCCAUCAGGCUCAGUGGGUCACUGGAACACGUGUUUCCCCAGAGCUGUUUCAGGCUCAAGCAAUGACUGGGGUGGCUCGAUGGAACUACCAGCGGCUUGUGGACUUGAAACAGCCAGGGGUUUCCCUCCCAGCUGCCUUUGAUCCAGUUUUGAUUGCAGACCUCAAUGCAGCCUCUGGACAUGUGCUUGGGACUGUGAAGUAUCCUGCUCUUCAAGUGUGUGGCAGAGACACUGGGGAGAGGUUUGGUCUGGAGUAUGCUGAGCCUGGUACCCGUCCUGUUCCUCUGCAGUGGGAUAAGCACAGGACCAAGACGGACUCAACACCUGCCCUAAGUCCACCUCCUCAGAGCAGUUCACCUGUGACCCAAGCUGAAGAUCCACAACCACCCUCCACUUCUUCACCUCCAGCAGAUCCUGUAGAUGAGACUCCAGUGCCAGAAUGUGAGCCAUACACAAGUCAAGAAAGCAUGUUUCCACCACCUCUGCCCCUGCUGUCCUCACCAACUGCUGCUCACACUGGAUCUGUGAAGAGUAGAGGAAGGGUUUAUGUGUUGGACCACAGGCGCUGGCCAGCUCCUAUGAGGAAGGUCAUCGAUGACUUGCUGGACAAACACCAUGGGCAGAAAGACAUGCUCAGUCUUGUGGACCAGGAGUAUGGGGCUCUACUUCUCAACUCCCGUACGGACCCGAACAGCUUGUUACACCCCACAACCGAAAUACAUAUUUCCCAGUAUGUAAAGCACCAGAGCAAGCUUACGACCACCAGCUCCUCUCCCAAUACCACAAUGAGUGAGACCACUACUGUGUCCAUUGAGACUGUUCCUACAGUAAACUCAUCUGCACCUGUUCAGCCCCCUGACACCAUAUCUAUAACACCAGAAUCCAUUGAAAGAAUAGUUUUAAGCAUUAUGGAAAAACAGCAGCAGCAGCAACCACAGGACCAAAAGAAGACCCAGACCAAAACUUGUCUGUCUUGUGGGCAGCCCAAGUCAAAGAACAAGAACGAUGGUUCUUCAUUCCAUUUCUUUUAUCAGCAAGGUCCUAUCCGAUACUUUUACUGCUCUACAAAAGUCUUUAAAGCCUAUGCUGCAGAAGGUCUGACCAAUCCUAAGAUGCCCUUUGCGGACUUUGCCAAAACAGACUUCUUUCAGAGGGAACUGGAUACUACAAAGAGAAAGGUGGAGGAGAAAGGGCAGCAGAAAAGGAAAAGAACUGAGCCUGAACCUCCUCCUGAACCUCCAUCCACAGGACGCAAGUGUGGGUUCUGCAGAAAGGAACUGAAGCAGGGCCCAAACAGCCCUCACAUACACACCGGCUUUCCUGGAAUUGGUGGAAAAUACAUUUACUGCCCAGCAAAAGUUCAUUCCUUGUUUAAGGAUAAGGGCAUGGAGAGAGAGAUGACCUGGAGAGAGUUUCAGGCAUCUCCUUUCUAUAACAUGGAAAGAGAGAGAUGGGCGGCAGAAAAGGGAAGACGAAACCUUUAAGUUACUCUCAUUUAUUUUGUAUUGUAAAUAUAACAAGCUGCUUUUGUGACUUUUACACAGUGUUGUAUGGUUAUGUUAAAUAAAGACUUUAAUAGAAUAAA